Messenger RNA from Misgurnus anguillicaudatus (oriental weatherfish), 3050 nucleotides. Its product is annotated as anoctamin-9. The record is from RefSeq and is a predicted model, not a curated record. Lineage: Eukaryota; Metazoa; Chordata; Actinopteri; Cypriniformes; Cobitidae. Gene Ontology annotation, biological process: chloride transmembrane transport. Gene Ontology annotation, cellular component: plasma membrane. Gene Ontology annotation, molecular function: protein dimerization activity; chloride channel activity.
GAAAUUCAGUGUGACAUCAGAGCUGAGAGUGAACCGGCGGCAUUCCAGCAGCGUCGACUCGUCAGUAUCAAAACAUACCAGUUUAUCACAGCAGCACGGAAGUCACAAUUCUUCCCCUUUGUUAAACUCUUUGGUUUGUAAUGGCGAUUGACUGAAAGGCUCCUCUUCAUUGAAGGCUGUUCGCGAGACCGCUGUAGCCCACCAAACUCAUCUCACCUGGACGCGCACGCGCGCCAACUUUGGCGAUGGAGCGUAAAUUAGGGCACAGGAGACAGGGGAGCAUUGAGCUGUUAGAGGCGAUUGGAGUUGUAAAUGAGAAUGGCAUUGUAAACCCAUCUAUGCCACCAGUGCCGACCCCUCUGUCAUUUGAUUAUGUGCUGGUUGCAAAAACCUCUGGUGGUAAGGAGAAACACCACAGUGGAAAACUGAUAGCUUUUAUUGAUGCUUUGAAAGCCAAGAAAUUGACGAUACGUAAAUUCAGAGAUGAUGAAAAAAUGUAUUUUUGCAUCAGAGCACCAAAAGUGAUCUUUGAGACGUACAGGUAUCUCCUAAAAGUGUCUGAUGCCUGUAAUUGGAGUUGUGAGCAGCAGGGUACAAUACCUCAAUCAACCAGGAUUCGUAUUGUUGAUUUUAUACUGCAUCACACUAGCAUUAAUUCAGACGGUGUAUCGGAAUAUCUGCCAGAUCUCAUGAAACAAAAAGUUUUUGAGACUCAUUUCUGCUUACAUGAGAAAAAAGACCAAAGGGAGCUAAAGCAAAGCUGGGCUCGAUGGUCCGCUUGUUUUCGGGGACAGCCAAUAACCAACGUCAGGAACUAUCUUGGUGAGAAGGUGGCACUCUACUUCCUGUGGCUGGGUUGGUACACAUUCCUGUUGAUUCCUGCUUCUGUGAUUGGUCUCAUAGUUUUCUUAUAUGGCCUGGCCUUCUUCAGCACAAGUCCUCUUAUACAGGAGGUGUGCCAUUCGGACACAAUCAUGUGCCCUCUGUGUGAUAAAACAUGCAAUGUGUGGAAGCUUUCUGACACCUGCAUGUAUGCAAAGGUGAACCUUCUCUUUGAUAAUGAGGGGACAGUGGCGUUCGCCAUGUUUAUGGCAGUGUGGGCCACUGUGUUUCUGGAGUUCUGGAAACAUCACCGGUCCUCUUAUGUGUCUGCGUGGAGAGUCUUUGACUGGUGUGAAGAGGAGGAGGAGUUGAUACUGGAGAUCGUGAAUAAUGAACACUGUCAACCCAAGAUUCAGAGACAUUAUUAUCUACGCUCUGCUAUAGUUUUGGUUUUAGUCACACUUAUGUUGUUGGUGAUCAUUGGUUUAACUCAUGCCCUGGUGGUGUUCAGAGUUAUAGCAACAGUACUGUUGGCUGAUCACAGUUCCUGGACGGUCAUUAGUGAGAACUCACAGACAGUUGCCCUGAUGCUCGGAGCUGUGCUUCACUUUCUCACCAUAACUGUCAUGACUCGGGUGAAUUGUAAAAUAGCCAUGAAGCUGACUGAAAUAGAGAAUAAGCACUCUCAAGCCUCCCAUGAAAGGGGCUUCACUGUGAAGAUGUUCAUAUUCCAGUUCUUCACUCUCUUCUCAUCUCUCAUUUACACAGCGUUCUUUCUGGGAAGGAUUAAUGGUCACCCUGGAGGAUAUGUAAGGAUAUCAGGCAAGUGGAGAUUGGAGGAGUGUCAUCCAAGUGGCUGUCUGACAGAUUUGUUUAUUCAAAUGUCUAUUAUCAUGGUGCUUAAGCAGACCUUCAACAACAUCUUUGAAUAUUCUGGCCCCUGGUUCAGAGGCUGGUUAAAACGGAAAGAAACUCAGAAGCUGAAGAGACGGUGCAUUAAAUGCUAUAAAAAGGAGUGUAUGAAUCCAAAAGUAGGAUCUGACCUGUGUGACAACUGCCACCUUGAAAACCUUUACAGGAACUACGGACUCAAUGAAACGGAUUGUUUCAGCCUCUUUUACGAGUUCUUGGAAAUGGUCAUACAAUUUAGUUUCACCACUAUAUUUGUGGCAGCAUUUCCUUUGGCUCCAUUGUUGGCGCUUCUAAAUAACAUCAUUGAGAUUCGACUGGAUGCUAUUAAGAUGGUCAGUCUUGAACGCAGACUAGUGCCAACAAAGGCAAAUGAUAUUGGUGUCUGGACAGAUGUGCUAGAGGCCAUUGGUGUUCUUGCUGUCAUUGCCAAUGGACUGGUCAUAGGUAUAUCUUCAGAUUUUAUUCCACGCCUGGUUUACCAGUACUACUAUGGGCCUUGUGCAAUCAGCAAUACUACAGGCAUUGACUGCAUGGUUGGAUACAUAAACAACACACUGUCCACAGCCAGUAUAAAAGAUGAGAGGGUCCGUAAAGAUUUCUUAUUUAAUCAGAUGAUCACUAACAGCGGCAAAAGUGUCACACACUGCAGCUAUAGAGACUAUAGAAGUAACGAAGACUUCAGUUUAACAAAUCAGUUUUGGGUUAUUCUGGCGGCACGAUUAGUCUUCAUCAUUCUGUUUGAGCAUGUUGUGGUGAUCUUUAAGUGUGUAGCAAGCUGGUUUGUCCCAAAUCCACCACUGGAUGUGAGAAAUGAAAGACGCUAUGAUAAACUCAAUCGUUUGAAGGAAGAACUGAGAGCACAAAGAUCACACCAGGACACUUUCACCAAACAAAAUGAACAUGAUAAUGACAUAAGAACAUUUAAACAGAGAAAAACGAACAAGCUCAAUAGUAUGUGAGCCACACCUUAAAGAGAGUUCACCCCAAAAUGAUAAUUUUAUCAUAAAUCACUUACCCCGUGACGUUCUAAACCCCAAGUCCUUCGAUUGUCUUCAGAACACAUUUUUUGGAGAUGUUUUUGAUGACAACUGGAAAGCUUCUAUCUGUCCCAUUGACUUUUGUUAGUUUCACAAUUAUUUUCCCCAGAAAACAAUCAAAAGGCGUUGACAAAAGUUCCAUGUUCCAACAGUAGUUCCAUUAUAAUAUUAUGAAGCAAUGAGAAUACUUUUGUGCACAAAGAAUACAAAAGGAACAAUUUUAUUCAACAAUUGGUUUUCCUCCUUGGUUGUUCAGUGCGUGUUCAUGAGCAAACUACA